CUUGUUUUAUGUUUUGCGUAGCUUACAUUACAAAAUUAUGACAUCUAUAGGCUAUAGCCGUUAUGCAAGUUUGUAGAUUCUUCACGCAAUACGAAAGAAGAGUAAUGGUGAUUUUAUGGUAAUCAACUGAUUUUUCUUUUUUGUGGCGAAGGAGGAGAUUCUAAAGGAGGAGAUCCGAAAGGAGGAGAUCCGAAAGGAGGAGACGGUAACGCAGGAGCAAUCAACAAGAUUGCUGGAUCAAUGGGUCUAUUUGGAUUGAUUACAUGUCUGUUCUUCCUUUUGUUUUAAUUUAAUUCAGUUAAUACAACUUGGGUUUGCCAAGCUGAAAAUUCGAAACUCAUACGUUUGUUUGAUUGCUUCUGUAACCAUGGUUUCCAAUAUGAUGUUCUUCGAGUCAGAAAAUUUAUAUUAUUUUAAAUAUUUUUGAAGAAGGCUACUAUAAAAAAAAAUUGUAAACCGUGACCUGUAGUGAUUUGUUCACAUCAUUGUAAUAAUACCAGUUUGACCUGUUAAAUCUCAUAAUAUAGUAUCGUCCAAUAAUUUCACUUUUAUACCAUGAUUCCUCUCUCUUUUCUUGUCAAUACAAAUCUUCCAGAUCCCAAACUGAUUAGCAUCACGCUUCUUCUAGAAGAAUGCCUGAGAUAUCACUAUGCACAUCAUCAUUUUUUAAAUGUGGAUACAUACUAACGAACUCACAUAUAUUAGUUGAUUUUGAUUGACUGAUUAAACAAAAAGAGAACUAUUAUGAUUUCAAUAGUUCUAGAACGGUGAUUGUUGCUUGAUUUGCAUCGAAUGUAUAAAAGUGAUUCUAUUUCUCGGCACGAAUUCUAGUCUCAUUUCCUUAUAUUAACCAAUAGAAGUUUAGUAAGAUAUAUACAUAGUAAAAUCCGUGGAUGUUAGAGCAUAUGCAAUGGUGAACCUCACCAUUGAAUCCUUAAGAAUAUAUUAGUAAUAGUUUUUUUUUUAGUUUUUGUUUGAAUAGUUAAGGAUUCGAAUCAAAAAUGAUCGUCCAAUGGUGUUCCCGAAGAUAGGUCCUUAUAGAAAAAAAAAUAUUAUUAAUUUUUUUUAAAAACUGAAAUUGAAAUUUGUUUUUUAAACUGAAAUUGUAGUUUGUAGUGCUUUGGUGAAGUUAAAUCAGUCGGUUAAACUUAAACCACGACUGGUUAUGUCAAUUGAGCGGUCAGAUUGAAGAGGAGGUAUCCGGUUUAGCUCAAGGUUUAUGAUAGUAGUUGUCGACUUAAUGAUUGUAGUUAGCUCUGAUAUAUAAAGGUGUACUUCUUUUGUGUUUCUUGUUCUUCUUCUUUGAGAGUUUGAUUGAGAGAGAAAACGAUUGUGUGUGAGAAGUGUGAUCACACAUUCGUGAAUUUGAGCGGGAAGAUCCUAAACAGAUUGAGAUUAACUUGAGUCUAAACUGAACUGAUCAUACAAGUACAUUGUAGCAAGGAAAACAAGAGGAUAGAAGCUCUAAACAAGUCCGAGAUACAUAGCUAAAGAGACACAAGCUAAAGAGACAGAAGACUACUUGACCAUUCUCCUAAUUCACCCGUGAGCUUGAAGCAAUGUCACCUGCAUAACAAAACCAAACAAGCAAGUUAAACCAGAAGCAAAGAAAGAACACGCAUGUUAAAGACGUCUCAAGCAAGGCAAUGGAGAAGACUCACCACGCUUUCUGCUCAAGUGUUUGCUCAGUAGUUCAGAACACUCUUUACUUUCCGGACAUACACACAACAAUGGAGUAGAUUUCCCAUCUCCAACCAGAUUGAACACAAAUAAGUCUCCUAUGUCGCAUCUGUUAUCACGACAGAACUUUUCCCAGCCUCUUGUGAUGUAUUACAUGCCGCCUGAUUCGCUAAAUCGCAAAUUCGCAGUCCAUGAAUUUUCCUCUUUGUUCACUAGUAUCAUCUCUUGGCAUUGUUUGUUCAAAGCAGUAGAACUCGUAGCUCGCUUAGGAAGAUACUGCAAACACAUAAUAUGGUUUAUACAUAUGAAAAUUGACUCACAAGUUUGUCUGCUUUUAGAUUUGAAGCAGUGACCUCAGCCAAAAAACAGUAGUCGAAGGAGAAAGAAGACAUUGCCCAUGUUCCUCCUGAAAUAAAAAAAAAACAAGUUUCCACGUCAAAACAUCUCACAACAGGUAGGACCAAAACGAUGAACUUUAUUGAGACUUACUAAUCUCAUUGUCAUCAACAUCACCCGCGUCGGCUUCUUCCUUGAUGAUGUGAGGAUGUGUAUACUGAAUCUCACAACAGCUAGGACCAAAAGGAGUGACAUGAAACACCAUGUCUCCUUCGUGUUUGAAGAUGACAAGGUCACCGAUUUGAAGGUCAUGUGCUGUGGUGAAAUCUUUCCAACCUCUGGUGAGUCUCCUGCCUUCUUGUAUCACUUCCCAAGUUUCAUCUGAAGCGUCUGAUCUUAGUUUCCAUGUUUUCUGGUUCGUCUUCCCUUCUAUGUGCUUUGAGAAGAAGGCAAGUGGUAUUGUCUGCAAGAAAAGGCAAAGUUAAUCAAACAAGAAAUACAUCUAAUCAAGAAACGCAUGUAAACAAAUAGAGAGAGUGAGGUUCUUACGACGCCACUGUGGAAACCAGGAAGCAGCGGCUUAAAGAAAUGAGGUUCAUGUGGAUUCGCCAUCUGCAAACAAGAAACGAAUUUAAACAAUAUCAACAAUGAGUUUCCAAGCAGACGAAAACCGCACAUUCGAAUCCAUAAACACUGAUGAAAGUGAUAUGCAUCAACUCCAAAUGCAAAAAUAAAGAACUAAACAGUCCGGGAGAACCCAAAAUCGAUGAAGCAAAUGAUCUUUUUCGAACCAAUUAUUAAUACAAACUCAAAAAGCCCCAACUCCUUUUGAAAUCCUAAUUUCAAACCAGAAGAACCAAUUUUUUACAAACGCAAAAAGCCCAAAAUUCGAAUUAAAACCCUAAUUACAAACGCAACAAACCCCCAAAUUGUGUUCGAACCCUAAGUUGAAACGAUAUCGAUUGAACAUGCAAACUAAUAUAUAUCGAUGAAUCUACCUUGUUCAGUCGACGGAGACAAAUCGCCGUCGUUCGCCGCGGGAAUAGCCGUCUGUCGUCGCGGGAUUCGCCUUCGCUUCGUCGAGAGAGCAAUCGCCUUUCUUCGUCGGGAGUUUUUUUUUUUUCUGCUUCGGUCGAGAAUGACCAGUGUUUUACGCAUAACCAAACCGAAAUCUCUUCCAUCCAUUCAAAACACGCCACGUACCCUAAGGAUCAAGUCCUAAAAAUCCUUAAUAACGUAUCAAUCCUUACUCCUAUUAACCAAACAACUAUUAUUAUAAUCCUCCUAACCUAUGAUUAAACGCUAAGGACCCUGCAUGUACCUCCGUUGCGGACGCUCUUACAGAUUCGUCGUGCAAUUUGAAACGAGAGUUAUGGUGAUUUUAUGGUAAUUGAUUGAAUCAUGUUCUGUGUGGCAAAGGAGACAAUAGAGGAGCACGGAACAAGAUUGAUGCAGCAGUAGCUCCAGUUGGUUUUGUUGCAAGCAUGUUGUUUUAAACUUUAGUUUGGGCCGACCAAGUUCUGUGUAAUUUUUUCUCUUCUUUAAUCUGACAACUCGAAACUAAUAAUUUAGGUUUGGUUAUCUUGAAUGAUUGCAUUGACUAUCAAAAUAAUUGAACUGACAUAAAAUGUCCACUGGAAAUAAGCGUAGAACUAGCUUUACAUAAUUUGACAGAUUUGUAGAAAUUAUUUUGUAGGUUAACCUUGGUUAAUGUGGUUCACAUGUCUUUCACAUUAACUUAUAGUCAGGUCAGCCGACGCUUUCUGAUACAGACCGUCUGAAUUUGUUUUUUUUUAAUUACUGCGGGAGUUUUUGAUACUCUUACGGUCUUACCCAACUUUUUUUAAGGUCUGAAACAUACCACCAUUGUCGACAUACAAGUCAAAGGAAUUGAAAUUGUAUUAGUAGUCGGCUGAAAUUGUAUUAGUAGUCGGCUUUCUGUACACAUCAUCAUUAGAGUGAACUGUCAAUGCAUCUCAAAUUAUAAUCCAUAUUAUUGUAAUGCUAACAUAAGCUUGUAAUUAGUUGUAUGAUCAUAAGAAUCUUGAUACAUAUAUAUAAUAAUAAAACAUAUCUUUGAAUUGUCAGCACCGUCCAGCUUAUAAAUGAGUUUCGACAUUCUGUCCUUACUACUUCUUCGCAAAAAUUUAUAUAUAUAUAUAUAUAUCUUAUAAAUUUAGUUCCAUACUGCGUACAUGAACACGUCAUAACAUAAAAUAUUUAUCCACAAAGCAAAUCAAAUGCGAGGAACAUGGACGGGUAGAGAGAAAACGAAUUUCGCAUGCUUUUGGUCAACUAUGUAAAAUAUAAAACAAUGAUUUAUAAGGAAAAACGAAAUAUAUUUCUUGUUUCAAUCAUCAAAAAUCAUUAGUGUCCAUGCCAAGACUCCUAUAUAAACACGUUCAUGCACUUUUUGGAAAUCACAUACGGAAAACAAAGUGAGAUAAUAACCCCCACAAAACAGUUUGUCUAAACAAUCAAAUGGCUUACGUUAACAAGGUUUCAGCGGUUGCAGCCAUUUUAUUUUUUGCGGUUGCGGUUGCUCCGCUGCUAGCUGAGCCACAGACACCAAUGUUUCCUAAGAUGGAUCCUGUAUGUGCCUCACUGAUUCCUAACCUUCUCGAAAAGUGUUUCUCAACCGUUAGAGAAACGCCAACGGAUGAUUGCUGCAGCGAUCUCAAAUCCGCGACCACAACCCAAGUCACUUGCCUUUGUGAUAAUUACAUUGCAAACCCGGCGGUUGUGAACUUCACGGGACCUUACUCCGCCGGAAUCACAACCAAAUGUGGCGUUUUUGACAAAUACUCUUGCAACGGUAGUAGUAAUGGAGGAGGAGAAGGAAGCAGCAGCAACAGUAGCAGUAGCAGCAAUGGCAAAGACAAUAGCAAAAGUGAGGGUAGUGGAGGAAGAGCGAACAAGGUUGCUGCAUCAAUAAUGGCUGUUUUUGGUUUAGUUGCAAGUCUAAUCUUCGUUAUGUUUUAAUUUCUGUUUUCAUUUGUUUUAUUUUGGACGGACGGACCAGUUUCCAUGUGAUUCUUUUCCUUCUCUAUUUCUUUUGUUCGAAACUGAGAAUUCAAAACAAUUACGUUUAUUUGAUUUCAUAUUCUCCCAUUUGUCUGUAUUUAUGGUCCUUCCUUCAUGAGAAAAUUAUUUUGAUCAAAAUGCAUACUACCUA
This is a messenger RNA of Brassica napus (rape), 5191 nucleotides long. RefSeq names its product non-specific lipid transfer protein GPI-anchored 28. The transcript is spliced from 2 exons. The coding region runs from base 4498 to 4998 and encodes 166 amino acids. The record is from RefSeq and is a predicted model, not a curated record. Lineage: Eukaryota; Viridiplantae; Streptophyta; Magnoliopsida; Brassicales; Brassicaceae.